ACAAAAAUACACACACACACACACACACACAUCUUAAGAUCUAAAAACAAAGUAGUAUAAUCAAAUUUUUGUGUCAUAUGACGUGUCUGAUCCUGACUGGCCAUUUCAUUGGGAGGUCUUAUAAUUUUUUCAGUGGUAAAAGUCACUCCUCCUCCUUGAUAUCACCCACUUAAUUUCCUCCUUAGCUUUGGUUUGACUGUGCAGAAAUGUUACGUAUUUCAACUGCAGCAUUAUUGCUCUUUGGAACGGGUUUUCUCCAAGUUACAUUUUCAACAGCAAGCACAAAGGCUCAGCCAGGACAAAGUGUCUCUAUGUGGUGUCCACAUGCUAUCAAUGGUACUGGACACCUGUACUGGUUCAAACAAACAGACGGUGAUGUACCAGUUCCUAUUGUGCACAUGUUAUACAAUGGAAGUCUUCAGAAGGUAGAGGCAAAUUAUUUCAACAAUUUCACAAACGAGCACCUGGUCAUGCAUCAGUUCAUCAAAAGCACGACCCUAACAAUUAAGAAUGCAAGUACUUCUGAUUCUGGCUUCUAUUUUUGUGGAGCUAUGGGACAGCACCACAUGAUAUUUGGUGAUGGAACCAGGCUUGACAUAAAAGAAAAGAAUGUCAUAUCAGAGACAAAUGGCACAAGAACCUCAAAAAAGGAUGAUGAGAAAUCGCCCGUGUCUAGUACCGAGGAGUGUUCAGGAGACAUUUUUUUCACGCUGACCCUCCUAUUUGGUGGCAUCAUUGUUUUUACAUGUAUUAUUCCUCUCAUUUUAGCGAUUAGAAGGGAACAUAAAAGGCAGAAGCAAGUCACUGAAUGUCAAGCACAACAGCAUGAUGACAAGGAAAAUGAUUCAGUAGAAUAUGCUGCGGUGCAUUUCAAAAACAAGAGACCCAAAACAGCAGGAAGACAAGCCGAGUACUCAACUGCUGUGUACACUGACACUACUUGAAACAUAAAACAAUCUAAAACUUAUUUGUUAAUGAACUAUGGUUAUUAUUACCACCCGAGUAAUAUCACAAUUUAUUUUUUUAAGUGUAAUUAUUGGAGGUCAAAUGGUUAGUUUCCAACUCGCGAGUUUCCAACUCAGUGUCAUAAGCUUCAUCCCUGGGCCUUCACAGAAUUAAAAUGAGGAUAAAAUCAGGUUAACCAAUUGUGGGCCAGGUAAAAUGUAUCAUGUUGAGAAUAUAAUUCAGAAAUGUUCAAUAAAACACAUGUUCAAAGACACACAAGAGUGAAAGAUGCUUUUUAUCUGCUUUAGCUGUAAAUCUGCUUUGGAAAAAUGUAUUCUCAAAAGAGCUAGGGGGAAACUAUGGGCAGCAAAAUCAGUAAACAAAGCAUCAAAUCAAUACAUCUGAUCAAUAAUGAUACUUCUUGUUUUGAACUGGCAAUAUGAGCUGUGGAGUUGCCUGUUGAUUGACAGGUUUGUCAUAGUUUGGAUAUUUGCAUAAGCCACACCCCCUCAUAUAAAUAAAGCACAUUGAUUUCCUCAUCUUAAUUUCCUCAUGUGUUAGUUUGAUUCAGUACAGUGAUGGAUCAUUUAAUCAUUUCAGCGCUGUUGA
This is a messenger RNA of Megalobrama amblycephala (Wuchang bream), 1554 nucleotides long. RefSeq names its product T-cell surface glycoprotein CD8 beta chain-like. Lineage: Eukaryota; Metazoa; Chordata; Actinopteri; Cypriniformes; Xenocyprididae. Gene Ontology annotation, biological process: response to bacterium. The record is from RefSeq and is a predicted model, not a curated record. The coding region runs from base 207 to 944 and encodes 245 amino acids. The transcript is spliced from 6 exons.